Molecule: messenger RNA, 1093 nt
Organism: Radiomyces spectabilis
Lineage: Eukaryota; Fungi; Mucoromycota; Mucoromycetes; Mucorales; Radiomycetaceae
Exons: 4
Coding region: 436-1014 (192 amino acids)
Molecular function (GO): protein binding
Source: RefSeq, a predicted model, not a curated record
UCGUUCAGUGAUUUACACAUUUAAGUGACUGAGACACCAUACUGCAGCUUCUUUGGUUAUAUUUUUUUUUCGUUUGGCUUUGAGGGUUUUCCAAUAUUACAGAAUCACCAAUGAAUGACCAUACAUACAGACCUUCAUCCGGAAUGGCGGGUGCCGACGGACGUAUCAGUCCAAUGCAAAUGCUUCGACAUCCAGUCAUUUUGACCACCGGGAUUUUAGCCAUUAUCGGAUGGAUCAUCGCUUUUGUUGGCGCCUGUGCAACCCCUUUGCGAAACGUCGGAUGGUGGUAUAUCAUCUAUAACUUCUUUUUCAUCCUGGGCCUCUUGUUUGCCUUGAUGUUCUUUGGUCUUCAUUACUACCGUAUUCUCGUAAGCCGGAUAGCAGGUAUGCGGUUAUGAACUGUGUUCUCAUCUUUCUUUUAUUUUUCUACAGUUUAUGGUUCUUUUGGGUAUCAGCAUUGUCUAUUUGACCGAUCUCAUCGCUCUCAGUGUUCACGACGGCAAAUCCAGCGCUAAAGCAGUGGCGGCUGGCGGUGUCAUUAUGAUUGUUGCCGAGUUCGUCUGGCUCUUCUUGUUCGGUGCUUCGGAAAAUUCAUGGAUUCAUCGAGCCAUGUACGGCGCCGACUAUGAAACUAAUAAUGGCACUUAUCCUCCCGCAAAGCACACCGCCAUCGGCAUGGCUCCGUUACCGAAUCAGCCUGGCCAGCCUGGUCAACCUGGCCAACCUGGCCAAGCUAAUCAAACUAACCAAGGUAGUCCCCGUCAACCUGGUAUGCAACAAGGCCCGGGUUCGCCGUCUGCUGGUCCGGGUAUGAACCAGGCGGCCAUGAAAGCGACAUCAAUGCAUGCUUAUACUGCAAACCCUGAAGAUCCUAAUGAAAUGUCAUUCAAUAAGGGUGAAUCCUUGGAUAUUUUGGAUCACCGUGGCAACUGGUGGCGAGCCAAAAAAGCCGAUGGCACCAUUGGUAUCGUUCCCAGUAAUUAUUUCGCUCCUCUUACUUCAUCUCCCAGAUAGACAUCUGCCAAUUAAUAAAAAUUGUAGUAUUAUUGAUUUGUCCCAUGUUAUCAUGUUUAAAUUCAAUAUCAAAAGAUAC